UGCUGUGUAUGAUAUAUUAUACAGUUUGAAUUGACAAAAUUAUCUGAACGUGGACGUUUUAAAGCAAAAAUGAAGGAAGCCACAGUCGUUUGGGCCAAGUUAUUUCUUAUACUCAUCAUUUCAACUAAACCUCUUGGUCUCAACGGCCUCAGUGAAUGCAAGCACCUAGGAAACAAUUCGUGUCUAGGCCACAAUGAAUGUUGUUCUGGUUAUUGUUAUAAGGAACCCGGUUGGGAAUUGGGAGUGUGUAAAAGAGCAGAGAGUGCCGAACAAUUAGAAGAUGAAGAAAACGUUUUCGAAAAAGGCGUUUGUGCGUUUUACAAAGGAGGCAAUACGACUGCAAGCGGUGACGUAUUCGAUGAAAACGAGAUGACCGCCGCUCACCGGACAUUGCCGUUUAACACGAUGGUUAAAGUGGAAAUUAUGGGCGCCAGCGUGGUGGUCAAGAUCAACGAUCGCACGAAUAAUUCGAACCCGCAUACUUUGGACAUGUCACUUGCGGCUGCUACGAGUAUAGGCAUCAAUGAUAGAGGCGAUGUACAAUGUCAGUUAAUACUUGUAAACUAUGUGGGUUGCACGCCAGAUUUAGGAAACACGUGUGUGAUGCAUCACGAAUGCUGUUCACAAAACUGUUUCAGGGAAAUGUUUUCUGAGGUAGGGUUUUGCAUACCAAAAUAAUAAGCUGGAAUCUGAGUGCAGUUCAGUUUAACGACAAUGGUCAGCUAGUGGAAAUUAAAUAGUAUUAUAAUAUAUAAUUUGUUGGUUCAAUUUCCGCCUUUGAAUAAUACCCCUCUGUAGUAACUAUAAUAUAGAUUGUAGAUAAUAUCAUAUUAUUUAUAAAUAAAUAUUUGUUUGGAAAUCAUCAUAUAAAGUAC
Melanaphis sacchari is the source of this 875-nucleotide messenger RNA. Its product is annotated as endolytic peptidoglycan transglycosylase RlpA-like. NCBI's taxonomy places the organism in Eukaryota, Metazoa, Arthropoda, Insecta, Hemiptera, Aphididae. The record is from RefSeq and is a predicted model, not a curated record. The coding region runs from base 70 to 678 and encodes 202 amino acids. The transcript is spliced from 3 exons.